Dichomitus squalens LYAD-421 SS1 is the source of this 204-nucleotide messenger RNA. RefSeq lists its product as uncharacterized. NCBI's taxonomy places the organism in Eukaryota, Fungi, Basidiomycota, Agaricomycetes, Polyporales, Polyporaceae. Bases 1 to 204 code for a protein of 67 amino acids. The transcript has 2 exons. The record is from RefSeq and is a predicted model, not a curated record.
AUGUCACAGUACGACGAAACAUCUACUUCCCCGCGCCCCAAGUUCCCGAAGUUUCAUAAGAAAACUCGCGCACCGCCUUCGCCGACUGCAGAGGUCGAGAGCGUACCCCUUCCCGAACGUGUCACCGCGUCGUCAUCACCCACCCCAGAGGGCCAGUCCCCUGUCAACCACAGCAUCCCCGAGUCGCCCGAUUCGGCCUGGUGA